Messenger RNA from Porites lobata, 30266 nucleotides. The record is from the annotation of a GenBank genome assembly. Lineage: Eukaryota; Metazoa; Cnidaria; Anthozoa; Scleractinia; Poritidae.
AUGGCAGACAUAAGAGUGUUUUCUACAAACUGUUCGGUGAAAGAUCAGUUGAUAAACGAAAUAAAAUCAGGAAUAACGAGGAUAGCAAUCUUUAACAAUUCUCUCCUGGAGAUAGUAGACACAGGUAAUAGUAUCAGGAGAAUACUUUUCUUAGUCUUAUUUUUUGUGAGUCAGUUAAACGAUAUUAUGACUUGAUAAAUUUUAUGUCCAUAUCAAAGUUGAAGGUCCAAUCGGUCAUCGGUUGGGAAAAGCUUCGUACAGCAGCCUAGCCAGGAUUUUUUUAGAGGUAGUCACAAUUUUUCACAUUCCGUCUGCCCCUUCCCCACCCCCCCGCCCACCUACCUUUUUUUAGACCUCAGCUCAUGACAUGAUCUUCACGAUGCAUAACUGGGUACCCACGUACGUACCGUGCGCACCGUGUCAUGUAGCCGACGUCCCUGUCGUAUAAGCGUUGUUGUCUUUGAACGAAAGACCCUUACAUCUAAAUUGAUUGAGUGCGUUAAUCUGUAUCAGGAUAAAAAUUCCUAUAGUUACAUUCGUAACAUUCUAUUGUAGUCAAGUCCCUAAAUAUCCUUAUUUUGUUUUAUAUCUAGAGAACUGUACAUGUCCUCCUGUACUCGUUAACCUUAAUCUGACCAAGGACCUAAAAGACCUUAAAGAAAAUAUCACAGUGCGCGGACAGACCAAAAUACCUUUUACUGCGAGUGUAAGCCGCGUUACCUGUAGCUUACCAGAAACAACGAGAUACUGGCACAUAAUUCAGAUUUACGAUCCUCCAGAACCCUAUAAAAUAAAGUUUCUUCAAGUUCAGCUUAACAAGUCUAAAUCCUCUAUUACAGUAUCGCGAAGUCUCGAAAAGGAUGUAUUCUUGUACGUCAGUUACAUUGUUAAAGGUCUUGCACACAAUAAGGUCAUCGGAUAUAACUAUGGUUACUCUAAGGUCAAACGUGAUCCCCCGAUCGCAAGCAUUAUGGGACUGUCAAGCGCUUCUAAAGGAGAGGGGAAUAUCACCCUUAAUGGAUCGUUGUCGUACAACCCAGAACCAGUUGGACAACUCAACUUUACAUGGCUCUGUCGGAGAACUUAUGAAACAUUUUCUACUCCCUCUUAUAAUGUUGAUCUUCCAAACAUGCGCACAAACGUUUCCACCGGUUGCUUUGGUAACGGUCCCGGAAUGCUUAGCGCCACAACAAAUGUCCUUCUUGUUGAUGUCGACAAGAUGGAGGAGGGACAGACUUACGUGUUUGAGCUAAUUAUUACAAGCGGUCGGAAAACAUUUAACGCCAGUCAUCAAUUGACCAUUCACCAGGGAGUAAUUUUUUUUAUUAGGUAAGCUAUAGUCUAGAAAGAAAACUGUUUACGAAACAAGGAAAUGAGGCGAUUAAAUUGAGAUAAACGAGAAAGCAAACGAAAAAGAUGGACUGAACCGCAUGAUUAGAUCUGAUUAAGUCGUGACGAGGGAUAAGAUCAUAUUUAAGUGUUACUUUUUGCGCUAUAUGAAUAAUAAAUUAUUAUUAUUAUUAUUAUUGUCACUGUUGUUGUCGUUAUCGUUAUCGUUAUCGUUAUCGUUGUCGUUGUCGUUGUCGUUAUCGUUAUCGUUGUCGUUGUCGUUGUCGUCAUCGUUGUCGUUGUCAUUAUCGUUGUCGUUAUUGUUAUCGUUAUCGUUAUCGUUAUCGUUAUCCGUUGUCGUUGUCGUUGUCGUUGUCGUUGUCGUUGUCGUUGUCGUUGUCGUUAUCGUUGUCGUUGUCGUUGUCGUUGUCGUUGUUGUUGUCGUUGUCGUUGUCGUUGUCGUUGUCGUUGUCGUUGUCGUUGUCGUUGUCGUUGUCGUUGUCGUUGUCGUUAACGUUGUCGUUGUCGUUGUCGUUGUCGUUGUCGUUGUCGUUGUCGUUGUCGUUGUCGUUAUCGUUGUCGUUAUCGUUAUCGUUGUCGUUGUCGUUGUCGUUGUCGUUGUCGUUGUCGUUAUCGUUGUCGUUGUCGUUGUCGUUGUCGUUGUCGUUGUCGUUGUCGUUGUCGUUAUCGUUAACGUUAUUGUUACCGUUAUCGUCAUCGUCAUCGUCAUUGUCAUUGUCACUGUCACUGUCACUGUCACUGUCACUGUCACUGUCACUGUCACUGUCACUGUCACUGUCAUUGUCAUUGUCAUUGUCAUUGUCAUUGUCAUUGUUAUUGUUAUUGUUAUUUUUAUUGUUCGCGGGCCUCGGAAAGAAAUUUUAUUCUUGAUCACCGAUUUUGAAAUUAGACGUUAUGCUGUUGCACUCAAAACGGGUUGUUUUCAAUGUAAUAUUCUUUAUUUGCAGUUGCAGUUACAACUGUGGCCCCAAAGCAGUUAAUCCCAGAAAACGAACGGUCAUAAAAUCAAACUGUACUGGACGUCUUUGCAAAAACAUAACACGCUACGAAUGGACUUUGUUUCAAUUGGAUUCUGCUGAUGUCAGCGGUUCUUGGAAAGAAGUCUUAGAUUACAAUAAUCCAGAUAUAGAACUGAUUAGUAAACUUGAAUUGAAUACUUCUUACAAGAUAAAAGGUUCAAUUGAAGUGAUGAAAGGCAGGAUCAAGAAAAAAUAUUCAAGUUUUAAUAAGAUAACGUUUCAAACUAUGUCGCCUUUAAUAACUCCCAACGACACAUGCAAAGUAACACCAAAUGAGGGUUUUGCUUUGGAAACGAACUUCACAAUUGACUGUGACGGCUGGCAAGACCAAUAUGCAAACCUAACUUAUACUUUCAGGUACGUUUCCUUAUGAUUUGAACUAGUUAGAAUGAUUUGCAAGGGAAACAAGAGUUACAUUGCUGUGUUAUUAUCUGUUCUAAUAUUUGUUGCUCAUUUUUGCUCUCAUUUUUUGUCGGGGAGGAGGAUUACCAAAGCCAAUGACAAAUAUUUUUCAUGGAUAAUAAUGCUGGUUAAAUCGAUGUCGGAGCUGUUUGAAUUUACUGUUGUUUGAAAUAAAAUUUUGCGAUGAGAUUUCAGUGACGAAAAUGUUUGCUUAUUCUCCUGGAAUUAACGAUCAAUCGAACGCACUAUAAGUUUUUCUAUUGACUUGCCAGCUCUAUGAGUUAAGAUUACAAGGUCUUCAACUUUCUCACUCCUUAGCUGUAAAUUUUUUUCAAUGAUUUCAAUACUAGUUACAAUACUUCUACUGGCUCAGUUAUUUUGGAAAGUGCAACCCCGAUCCAUUACAUAUCAACAAGCAUUCCUGAAGGAAAACGAUCUGAAGGCCACAAUGUUACGUUACUUGUAAUCAUUGAAGAUACGACCGGCGCAAGUCAUAGGGACGAGUUUAUUGUGAAGGUACAUUAUAAUUUUUUUAUUAUGAAUAAUAAUUAAGCUAGAUCGCGCAUGUACUGGGAGACAAGUAUUGGAAAUGCUUCUCUCUUGUAAAGCUCCUAGCUUCGAGAAAAGAUGGAUGAGGCUACUGAGUUUUAGAUUCAGCCAACAUUUUGUAAAACUUGAAAAAUGGGAAACUCACCGUAAUCAAGGCUAAGUUUUGCCAAAUAAUUUAUCAUAAAGAGUUUUUAAUAACAAAGAGGAUGUUUUUUUGUCCUUGUUGUGAUUGAUGUUUUGUACAACAGAAUGAUUGAAAAAACUUUACCCUAGCAGAACAACUACAGUUAUUUAUUUAUUUAUUUAGGAUAUAGAUGACAUUGUCGUUUGUCUACAUUAAAUGGUAGUCUUUACACCAGAGCCUAAAUAAACUAAGAAAUAUUUCAAGACAAGUAGAUUUUAAAUUCUUCAAGUAAAAGAAAGCUUCACACACAACCUAUCUUUUUUACUUCAGGUUUACUUAAGCCUAUUUUCCCACGCAACAUGAUUAAGAUUGAUUGACAUGCUUCGCCUUUCUCAAAGCUUAGAAACCGCAAGUUCGCUAAGUCGGUUUUAAGGAUGGUUUUCAAGUCACUUGAAACUUUCUUGAAUCGUUUCAACUUUCCGACUUUAAUAAGAUGCAAAGUAACGUUACUUGAGAUUUUACUAAGGCCUUCAACCGUAUUUUUUGGUUAAGUAAAUCGUAGCAGCUCUUAAGUCUUACUUAACAGCCUAGUGUAAAGACAACCAGUGUCUUUUGUCCAAAGCAUAUUAUCUUUCAUUUCACUAGAAUUGACCUAAAAGCAACGUACACUUCUUAGAUAGGCUAUGUUCACAGCAUACUGAAUAUCUUAAACAGUAACAGCCCCUUUUAGCACAAAUCGUUCACACACAUCAAACAAAGUGUCGGCGCGGUUAGCCGAAAGGUUUGGUGUACUAAAUUUCCGCCCUCAUUUCUGAAUACAGUAUUUACUUCAGUUUCAGUGGCUUCCAGUCACCGCUCCUUCUUACUUACUUCCGCGACGGGCCAAAUAGGUGUUCACACCGUCCUACUGAGUAUGGCACAAACCGAACAGAUAUGUGUCUCUCAACUUUCGAGAUCUGCACUGCGCCACGCAGCUUCGCUCUUUCACGGAAAUCACGCCGCCACAACCUUUCCUGGGUGUGAGCAGAAGCCCUUUCCGGUAUGAUUUCCGUGGCUGUGCAAAGUAUAUCCUGUAUAGUGCCAACACAGCCUUAGAUUGCGAAGCCCAGAGUCCUGGGGAAUCUUACGAUUCCGCUAAUACCUACCUACCGGUAACAUAAUGUAAACGCUGACGUUAACAUGUGAUUGCCGUCAUGUUUGCCUCGACGUUGCCACGUGUUAACGUUAUAUUUCUGUUUCCGCAUUCAUGAACUUUAGUUUUGUGAUAUAUGUAUGACUGUUGUUGUUGAUAAAGGUGAGGCCGUCUACAAAUACAUCAAAUGUGGCACAUGAAAUUGGUGACUUAGUGAAGAAAGGCGACGUCCGCAGAGCUACUACUACGGCCAUUUCUUAUCUUCUUAGUUCCAAUGACAGUCAGGUAAGAGUUUAAUGAAUCGUUAUAUAAACUGAACAUGUCACUUAAGAUUUUCAUGUCGUCGUUUAAAGUUGUCAUUGCGCAUUGGCUUUGCCUUUCAUGCCUUGUUAUGUAAAUACAUACCCUGCGAGCAGAGGUUUCUUUCUGGCAUGGUUUAUAGCAUUUGCGAAGUUGUCCCCACCACUUGUCAGUCGCGUAGUCCGUUUGUUUACGUAAACAAACCAACUACGCCGCUGAAAACGUUCCAGGUUCCCUGUUAAAAAAAUGUUACAACUUUUUUCGAUUUGAUAUCCCCUAUUUCGAGUCCCAAAUUCUUCACCCUCCCCACUCCCCUCCCAAAAAAAAAAAUAAACUAAUGAUGAAGCCUUUUUUACCACUUUAGAGCAAGAACAGCAUUUUGAGUUCUAUGGCUAAAGUUAAAGUCACAAAGAUCAGCGAGGCAACUCAGCUUACAAGUAUUGCUGUUUUGGCAACGCAACAAAGAGACAAAAUUCCUCUUGAAACCCUGGCAAGUAUUUAACAAUGGCCGAUAUUAUGUCCGAGAGGAAAAAGCGGUCUGAGACUUUAAUAUCCUGCAAAAACAGUUAUUAAGGCAGACGCAUUUCAUUUUUCAGGGGCAACCAACGAGAAUAUAGCUUAAAACCACUUUAACAUAGCAUUGUUAAACGUAUUUCAGUAUUUAAACGAUAGAUAUAGGCAUAUUUUUAUCCCCUAAAAAUUUUUCAUCUGUUCGGAUUUCCUAGGUGAAAGUCUAGUGAUCCGAAAAUUAUAGGGAUCAAAACUUACCUUUUCGAAAGUUCCAGCCAGAAAAAAGGCUCCCGAAAAUUCUAGGUGACCUUUUUAGGGUAAAACUCCGUUAAAAAUAGGCAAUUAUACCAUUUUUUAGAUGUUGGAAAAUCCUAGGAGAGGCAGGCAGGCAAGAAAUUUUACAACAAAUGUUCCGAAAAUUCUAGAUCUCAAAUCGUCUUCCGAACAGAUAUUUUCCGAAAAUUGUCGUUGGGUGCCCCUCAUUUUUAAAAAUACAAUGUACAGUAUUCUGUUGAGUGCACCCCUGUAACUUUAAGGUCUCCCUCUGAAUUUAAAGAGGGUCUGGAUGGGGUUAACUGAACUGACAAAUGGCCAAAACUUUAACUGACAACUGAAAACUAGCCGAAAAUUUGACUGACUACUGACAUAUGCCUUGGAUUUUACUUUCAACUGACAAAGGACCUGAUUGUCCCUUCUUUUCUACAACAUUGCCAGAAAUUUCGAAUCGACAUGCGCAGUGAGAGGCGACACAAAAAAACAAUGCAAUUUUCAUUACAGAGAAAUGACUGAGAAAAGAUCGAAAAUCGAAAAAAAACUGUCCUACAGGCAUUAGAGGUCACUUACUUUGCAUCAGUUUCAUUAGUAUUUUUGUUAAACUAAAUGAAUCUGCAUUUAUACGUACCUUGCAAGUUUUAUCCGUUUCGGUUUUGAGGUAAAGAGAUUUGUAAAUUGACUGUAAAGGAUUUGUAUGGUUGUCGGCGAUAAAACGCCGAAACAGAGCCCAGUUAAAGUGUUCCAGUUCGCGUCCAAGUUCGUUGGGUACAACCACUUUGCAUCGGUUCUGCGAGUUAACUAUGCUUACUUACUUUCAGGUCCAGUGACACUUUGCACUUCCCGAUUGAAAUUUCUUUCGUUUUUUAACUUUGAAAACACAGUAAACUUCAAUAUGGACUCCACGGCGAAAUUUCCUCAUAUUCGCUUUUCUGAAUAUCUCUGCGAAAAAUCGUCCAAAUUUCAAGCAAAACCUCUUAUUCGAGAGAUAAUUUCUCGCCUUUUGAACACAUUUCAGAAUAAUUGACGGUAUUUUCGUUCAGCUGAGUCUUUUUGACCGUGAAUACGGUCAUGUUUGUGUAUCGUGACAUUGAGCCCGUACUAAGCAGGAUCUGACAACGGCUUAGCCCAUAGAAGAAACAUAUUCAUAUAAUUAGCACGAAAAUUUUGGUUCGAAAUUUCUGGCGUGAAACCCGUUUUGUUUUGUUUUGUUCAUGAGACAAUGUGAUCAAAUGUACGUUUUUGGGGGGUAAUCUUAGCAGCAAGACGCUUAAGUGUCAUAUUUCGUUAAUGAUUUUACUGUAAAACCCAUCUGUUGUAAAUGACCUAUGAUCUCAAAUUUACGCUUCUCCGAAUGGCUGCUCAGAAUGAGGGCGUUACAAAAACAAUUGCAAGUUUUUACACUUUUAGCGUGCUUUAAUAUGAUUUCGAUAGAACGUAAAAAAGGACUCAAAGUCAUCAUGUGUUAAGAACAAUUUGUCCGGAGUCGUAAGUCGGGCGUGAGAAAUUGUCCUUGAUGCGUUGCGUGAUAUCGAAGUCUUUGGUCCAGAAGCGUAAGGCUCACGCAUAAUGCGUAUACAAUAUUCUGAUGGUAUAACUUUUGAUUGGCUUAAUGGUCGGCAAUGUUGGACUCUGGCCAGCAAAAACGUUCAAGUGGAUUAGGAGAGUAACACAAGACUUGAGAAAAGGGGGGGGGGGGCACUUGAAAUGCUUACAAUAGCAAAACUGAAAACAAAUUAGGUACUAUUGCAUCAGUUUUCGAAUUUAAAGUUUAAUUAUAAAUAAACAUGCACCGACUAAAACCCUUUCUCAACGUAGGAUUAAACAAUUUUCUAAGCCUUCGAUUGCAAAAGGUAAAAGAACAUCAAUCAAAGGAAAAAAACAGACUGUACCAAAUUGGCAAUCAAGAAAAGUAUAAAUAUUAUCGAGAUAAAAUUUGCAGUAUUAUACGUUUGAGAAAGAAACACUGUUACUGCGCCUUUUUUAAUAAUAAUUUUAAAAAAAAGAAAAAAAAAACAUGGCAAGGCAUAAAUGAGUUAUUAAAUCGCUGCCAAAGGAAGGGUGAAUCUGUUGGUAAAUUAAAAUACCCAGAUAACAACAAUAACUUUACUAAUGAUUCCUCGUGUAUACCAAAUAUCUUAAAUAAACAUUUUUCAAAUGUUGGCAACAUCUUAGCAAGCAAAUUACCACCGGCAGAGCGCCCCUUCACAGAGCACCUUAGAAAGUCCAGCCUUUCGCCAGAACUUUCGUUUUUCUUCAAAACUGUAACUCCACCUGAAAUUCAAUUUCAAAUUUUAUCUUUACCAAACAGCAAAUUGCAUGGCUUAUACUCCUGGCCCCGGUUGUUCAAACGUUCGAUAGCGCUAUCCACCGGAUAAAUCACUAUCCAGCGGAUAAGUAUUACGGAAAUCAAUUACGCUAUCCGCUGGAUAGUGAUUUAUCCGGUGGAUAGCGCUAUCCGACGUUUAAACAACCGUGGCCUGUCCUACUCAACUUCUUAAAUACUCAAGCGAAGUCAUAUCUCCAGUUCUUUCAGACAUUCUCAAUACAUCUGUCUCUCUUGGGGCCUCCCCCCAAAAAACUUAAAAUGUCAAAGCUGACCACGAGACCGACACUUCUAAUUAUAGGCCAAUUUCAUUAUUAUCUAAUGUCAAUAGAAUCUUCGAAAACAUUAUGUACGGCACAAUGAGAGACUUUAUUGAAAAGCACAGCCUAUUAUAUUCGUCUCAAUAUGGUUUUCGUCAAGCUCACUCAACCCAAUGUGCUAUUCUUAAUAUGGUAGAAACUAUACAAACCAAUAUGGAUAAAAAACUCUUUUCACGUGGCGUUUUUAUUGCCUUAAAAAAAGCCUUUGACACCGUGAAUCAAACUAUUUUACUUGAUAAACUAAAUUAUUAUUGCUUCCGUUGGAAUUGUCAAUCAAUGGUUUUCCUCUUAUUUAUCAAAUCGCACACAAACUACUGAAAUUGGCUCUCAUAUAUCUAGUAAAAUAAAUAUCAAUUGCGGCGUACCGCAAGGAUCUGUCCUAGGCCUACUUCUCUUCUUACUUUAUAUAAAUGACAUCCAAUAUUGUUCGAGCAAACUCCAAUUUUUCCUUUUUGCUGACGACACUAACGCUCUUUAUGCUCAUAAAGAUUUAAAGACACUGAAACUAACAGUAAAUUCAGAAGUACACAACUUGUAUAACUGGCUGACUUCAAAUAAGCUUUCCCUGAAUAUUAAAAAGCCAAACUAUGUAAUUUUUCGUCCAUACCAAAAAAAAAAAGUCAACUAUGAUCCCCAGGUUAAUAUUUUUGACAAUGAUAGCAAUAAAAGGGUUACCCUUGAACGCAAAACCUUUAUUAAAUAUCUUGGACUGUUAAUCGAAGACAAUAUAUUUUGGAAGGCCCAUAUUCACUCUAUUGCAAGCAAAAUAAGUAAACAAUUGGGAUAAAUGCGAGAUUAAGAAAUAUCGUUCCCACUUGUACCUCCUAAAUAUUUAUCAGUCACUAAUUACACCUUAUCUAACCUACGGGUCUUUUUAGGCUUGGGGCAACGCGUGUAAAACUUUCCUUGACCAAAUUCUUGCCCUUCAAAAACGCGCACCGCAUUAAUUUUAAUAUAAUUUGCUGAAACAAACGACCACGCAAUACCUAUUUUUGUCAAUGCAAAAAUUCUAACUUUACAGGCUCUAUAUUAUGAAUCCGUUUGUAGUCUUUUGUAUGAUGUAAAUAAAAACACUGCUCGGAAUAAUAUUUUGAAUCUCUUCUCUCGAAUUUCUAGUGUUCAUACUUACAAUACUCGUGCCUCAACCUCUGAACAUUUUUAUACUAAAGAAUCUCAACUCAAUGUCAAACGAAAUGCUUUCUCGCGUGUUGGGGCCAAAAUUUGGAAUGGGAUACCUCAAAUUCUUAAAGAAAGACCGAAAAAAGCUUUUAAAAGAUCACUACAAGCAAUGCUACUCGAUAUCCUUCAAACUGAACACUCCUAUAUUGAUGUUGAUACGACUAUUGUAAAAAUGAAAAAGUAAUUCUCUUGUCCUUUAUUUUCAUUUUAUUUCAUUUUUAAAAUUUUACUCCAAUAUUGUCCCUGUAUUUAAGUAGAAUAGUAUUUAUUGACUGUAAAUUAUAUAUACUUAUAUAACGUCUAAUUUCUUUGUAUUUGUCGAGUUUGUAGUAAAUUAUGUAGCCUGGCAUGCCUCGAAUAGCCUUGCCAGUAUGGUAUUUUGUUAUAUUUCCAAAUUUAAAUAAAGUUGAAUUUCGGGCCAAAAAUGUCGAAAUAAAUUUCAUUUCAUUUCGUAAUUUCUUUUUUUCAUAGGAGAAUACUGCUAGUGUGCUAGACAAUACAAUCAUCUUCCUUCUCAAAAAUGCUGUGAAUAACAGAGAAGAAGUUGAAGACAACAUUGGCAAAACCACAAUAAAAGGAUUGUCUAAUAUUCUUCACGCUUCUUCCAACGUGCCCGAAACCCAGGUAAUUUUUAUGCAAAAUGGGAGCGAGAUUAUGGAACCCUAUUAUGAAACCCUCAAAUAGCUCCACUACUUGAAGUACAGAUCAUACACAAACUCGCAGUUUUUGCAUUCAGUGAGCCAAUAAAAAUGCUUACGGUUAUUUUAUAUAGUGGACCAGCCCGUGCGAGUUAACCCUCAGACGUACAAGAGGUGGGUGGGUGGGGGGGGGGAAUGGAUGCCACCCCUCCAUAAGGUUUUUCUGAGUUUUUUCCCAGAGGAUAAAACAUCAGCACCUGACCCUUUCAGUAGCUGUUCUUUCAUCCCUCGCGCAAAUUUUGAAACAAGUUCAGUAGCUUUCAGUGAUAUUCAGUUGCUAUGGUUACGGGAUAUGAAGUUAUAGGUAGCAGGUGGUCAAGCCAGUUUUGGGUGAAAAUACAUGUUUUUUCAACCUUUUUUCAACAAUAAAAGUAAAUCUUAAGGCUAAAAUCAUGCAGAGUGCUUAUUUAUGUGUUACUUAUCAUGUAAAGCUCCAAACGUAGUAUUUCUCGUGGUUUUAGCCUAAUUUCUAGUUCUUGGUAAAAUCCAGGAUGGCGACCGUUGUUGGUGACGUCACAGGCGUCCAGUAGCCCCACCACCCAUAAAAUAUACCUCAUCUUGUUAAGAGGAUCAAAGGCUUUCUACUAAGGCAAACCAUUUUCAAAUAUUGCAACAGAUCAAAAACUCCGUGGAGGGGUUACCCCCCCGUACCACGGUGGGGGUAUGAAUUUGGGUGUACGUCCGAGGGUCAAAAUGAUGUAGUCGUUGCCUCAAGGGGUAAGUGAAAACUGACAUUAGUCAUCAUUCCAUUACAGGCUAAAAAUGUAACUGAGAGAAUCCUUUUCCUAGUGGAUACACUUGCAACGGCACUUCUAUCCAUAAAAACAUCUGGCCAGAGACAGAGUGUCUAUGACAGCGACUUCAUCAAAAUGAGACUUUGGCGACAAAGGCCAGCAAAUCUUGGAAACAAAACUUUCAGUGGACAUGAGGAAGAGGGAAAUGUGACUUUUCCAUCUGCCGACGUCUUAUUUAGCAGCGACAAAAAUAUUCAGAAACCAGGAACGGUCGAUACCCAGGUGAGUUAGCAUUAUCUGCCCAUAAAUCCGAGACUCCGAGACCGGUCGGCAAAAAAAAAUUAGGGACUCCGACAAGUCGAAAUCCCCCGAAAACGAGAAGUCGAGACUCAUCAAAAACGCUUCCGAGAUCUCGAGAUCAGGCCAAAAUUUUCCGAGACCCAGGUUUUUCGAAGUGACAUUCUAUACCCCUGCCAAGCUUCUUCCGCAAUAAGUGUGGGACUCAUAGUUUUCUGCUAUUCCCAUUGGAAAGUUUGCUAGCAAGCUACCUUUAUUGACCCAAAAUUUUAGGUUACCACCAAAUAUUAUACAAUGAUGUGAAUGCUACGCGCGCUGUGAUUGGUCGUUGCCCAUGAUCUAUUAGAGUACAGAUACAUGGAUGACGUCACGGGAAACUUGUUUUCUUUGUUUAGUUCAACAUGGCACGCGGUUUUGAAAAUGUUUGUGAGAUUAUUUCGGAUUGAGGCAAGUGAAAGCUCCGGAAAAAGUUUAGCAGGAGCUAUUUACAAAGAAGAAAAAUGGAGAAACGGAGACCAAAAAAGCUAUUGACUACUUGACAAUGCCUAAACUACAAGAAAUCUUCACAACAGUUGCCAUCGUGUGUCUUCGCUAAGAGAGACUCGCUGUUUUGCAAAAUGUUUUCGCUAUUAUUCUUCUUUAAGCAAGAAAAGACGGUGAAAAACUUUUCGAAGAAACUGCACACAAGUAAGAUAAAGAAGAAGCUAAGAUAAAAAGUUGGGUUUGGGACUUAAAAAAUGCCUAAACUAGCACAAAUCCUCAAAAGGUCAAGCGGUUCGAGGCAGGUAUGUGUAUCGGUCUUUUUCUUUUCUGAUCAUUGUAUAAAACAAAUAGAUUCCAUGUUGCCGUGGGUAUGUUCAGUAAUAGAUCACAGAGGAAGUCAAAAUGUGGUAAAAACAACAGUGACACACUCGCCUGCGGCUCGUGUGCCACUUCUUUGUUUUUACGACCUUUUGACGUCAUCUGUGAUCUAUUACUGAACAGACGCACGGCAACAUGGAAUCUAUUUGUGAAACUUACUGCAAAUAUGGGUAUCACAACCUUUUUUCCAAAGCAAUUGUAUUAAAUCCAUUCAAAUAAUAUAUAAAGUUAGGCAAGGAUAAAAAAGUAGCUCCUGUUGAUAAAUAGACAUCCACUGAAACCUAAGCCAGCAAAAAUCGGAAACCAGUAACUUGUCAGGAGAGAACUUCGAAAAACAUUUAACCUCGAUGGGUCGACACCGGAGCCCGCAAUACGGUCAUAUGAUACUGGUCAGCUGAUAACUUGUUUUGCCAGUGACAAUUGUCAAUUGACUACGACAAGGAUGUGCAGUAUCAGAUAGCAGGCUCCCACACUAGCCAGAAAGUUUGACAUUUAAUGUUGGUUUCCCUGUGAUGCGGAAGGAAGAGCAGUCGGGCUGAAGUACGCUCACAUGAUUACCAAAAUCUUUCGCAUGGAUAGAUUAGGAGCCCCACUCGCGCACGCUUCGAGUGAUUGCGUCCACAUCCUCGAAAAUUCUUACAGACCGAUUUAAGCUACCCGUAAGAUAAAGUCGUCUGUUUUGGCUGAUGAAUUAUUCAACAUUUUUCUCUUUUUUUCUUUUUUCUUUUCUUUUUCUUUUCUUUUUUCUCUAGAUUGUAACUUUUAAGGACAACCCAUACUUGUGGUCGGAUGCCUCAACAUUAAUCAGAUCGUCGGUUUUGAGCCUGGAUUUAAAGAUGACGAAUGGAUCACACCUUGAGAUCUCGAAUCUUAGUGAGCCUAUAAAACUGUUCAUUCCAAUAAAGGAAUCAAAGGAAACGGAAAGUGCACAAGAUCAUUAUUUUGUUAACUCAAGUGUUAUUCAAUAUCACAAAGUUAAACUUAGAAGUGCCCUCGAAACUGUUUUUGUAAAAAUAAUACCAGACAAUGAUGCUAUUUUAGACGUUUUUGUAAGAGCUGGUGUAAGACCAAAUGCGGAGAACUACACCUUUACAAGACGAAUUCCGGACUCUGAUAACACUUCGUGUCUCGGAACUGGUUUCUUUAACUGUGCAAUCAACCCAUAUAUGUUUAAAUUUUCGAGCAACUUCACAGGAGAUCAUUUCAUAGGCAUCCGUCUGGUGUAUGACAGAACCAAGCCUGUGUUGAAAUCUAUUGCAAAAAGCCACGUCCGACGGAAGCGUUGGUGGAUUAACGUAAAGGAACCUCCCACGAGUCCUAUCUCGACAAUAAAGGUAUUGCCAAAGUACGACAGUAAAACCGACGUUAAUUACUCAAUGUCAGUUAAAAGUAGGACCUGUCUCUACUGGGCUGAGAAUAAGCAGGAUUGGACAAAUGAAGGAUGCAAGGUAGGCCUUUUAGAUUUUCCUCAUCAGUAUCAUUAGCUUGACGUCCAUGAUUACCAUCACAAUCAGUCAUGUCCAAUACUGCUGCACUGCUACGGACCGUUAAGAGAAGUUAACGGACCGUACGUUCUGCACAAACCGUCACUCAGUUACUCACGGUCCGUAUGCUGAGCACAUACGGAGCGUGCAUCUCAUUAUUACAUCAGGGCACAAUGCCUUACGGUUCGUUCGAUCCGUUCGGUCCGAAAACAUACGGAGCGUGCAUCUCAUUAUUACAUCAGGGCACAAUGCCUUACGGUUCGUUCGAUCCGUACAGUCCGUAGUCAUACGGAGCGUGCAUCUCGUUAUUACAUCAAGGCACAAUGCGAUACGGUUCGUUCGAUCCGUACGAUCCGCACUGCAAGAGAGGCGCACUCCAACUGUAAUAUUCCUCGUUCUAUAAACCAUAAACCAACUCAAGCGCAAAAACCAAGAAAGGCGCACUCCAAGCGUAAUAUUCGUCGUUAUAUAAACCAUAAACCAACACAAGCGCAAAAACCAAGAAAGGCGCACUCCAAAUGUAAUAUUCCUCGUUCUAUAAACCAUAAACCAACACAAGCGCAAAAACCAAGAAAGGCACACUCCAAAUGUAACAUUCGUCGUUCUAUAAACCAUAAACCAACACAAGCGCAAAAACCAAGAAAGGCGCACUCCAAGCGUAAUAUUCGUCGUUAUAUAAACCAUAAACCAACACAAGCGCAAAAACCAAGAAAGGCGCACUCCAAAUGUAAUAUUCCUCGUUCUAUAAACCAUAAACCAACACAAGCGCAAAAACCAAGAAAGGCACACUCCAAAUGUAAUAUUCGUCGUUCUAUAAACCAUAAACCAACACAAGCGCAAAAACCAAGAAAGGCGCACUCCAAGCGUAAUAUUCGUCGUUAUUUAAGCAAUAGACCACACUUUCUAUGGGUUUACCGGCGGGAUAACCCACGCGGGAUGUUGGGAGAACACGAGUGUUCUCCCAACAUCCCAAGUGGGUUAUCACGCCGGUAAACCCAUAGAAAGUGUGGUCUAUUGCUUUUAAUAUAUAGAUUUAGCCAGGGCUAAAAGCGAAGCUCUCUUUAAUAUUUAUGGAUUCCUCAAAGAAAAUAUAAAAUCGAUGAAUACUAAAGACAAGUUGAAAGCAACGAAAACGCUAAAAACAACAACAAUAGAUCUAAUUAGCAAAAAAACAACUUUGCACGUGCAGCACACUUUUUUUCUAAUUAGCAAAAAAACAACUCUGCACGUGCAGCAGUUUUUUUUUUUGUACAUUUCCUUACCGUUGUUUUACACGACUAACGUGAAACUUCUUUUAGCUUCCUAUUUACGCGUUUUAUGGAGGAAAUGUUUGUGUUCCUGUUCAUUCUAUUUUUUCACUGCCGCUGCUUUUUCACAUUAUUUGGUGCUAGCAUUCUUCAUUUUCUAACCGCCGCUAUAUAAUUUUCAUGUUUUUCUUCCAGCGGCAUUAGUCUCCGUUGUUAUUUAUUUCACGGUCCUAACAAGUGUGACAUCGACAUCGGCUUACAUGAGGUGUGUGUACGGGUGGGCGGGCGGGCGGGCGGGCGGGCGGGCGGGCGGGCGUACGCUACGUCAUAACCAAAUUUUAUCGGAUGGAUAGUUUACCAAAUUUUCUUAGCCAUGGUGCUCCGCUGGCGCGCUUCGCGCGCGAGAGCUCCGCUAUAAAAUAACUUUUAGUAGAAUGGAGUCUUUUAGGUAAAAAAUAUGGUUUUAGUACCGUGAUCAAGUCAUGUCUUCUCUCUAAAGUCAUCAUAAGCCAAUCAUGACUCACGAUUUUUAAAAUAGCGCUGAACUUUCUCAAAACUCAGUUCAGUCAAACAACAAACGGCAGCACUUCAAAACACGAGUUUUUGCACUCAUUACAUGAUAACUUAUGAAAGCUGUUUUACAGGAAAAGUCAACAUUUAUUCAUGAGAACGUACAAUGAAAGAAUACGUUCAUGGUUUGUUUACUACAGAAGAAGAAAUUAAUUGAACAUCAGACUGUACGCAGCUGUAUUUUGUUGAGUCGAUCCGUAAGAAUUUCGUGCUUACAGACGGAACUGGCAGCUAUUGUAAUGGAGGACUUCAUUCACAUUUUACAAGCCGCAGUGGUUUAAGAUCUGUUUUCUGGACUUUAUCAUGAUUAAGAAAUGCUGCGGUAACGACGUGGCUGCAUUUGCGAAGUUGUCGCAUGUAACUUUAUAUGCACGUACUGCGACCGAUGGAAAUAUGUCAGUGGUGGAGAAACAUUUCUUUGCCGUAGCCACAUAUUGGCGUUAAUAUUUGUCGAUUUGUAAAGUCAGGUGGUUUGAGGUAGGUUAUGGCAUCGAUAUCACCGAAUAAUUUGUGCAAAUGUUGGAGAAAACCAGCCCGAAACUCUGACAUCUUUCAUCAUCGUUGGCAGCUUGUUAACAAACUACAGCGGCCGAUUUUGUACCAUAUCUUGAUCAGAGAUCUCUUUUUUGAACAAUUUCUUUCAUUAAGGAAUUUAAUUUUGACAUAAAAUAAAUCAAGAAUGCUAAAACUAUCCGUUUUGUUGCUGGUUGGCACAUGGCUAAGUUUUCCUUGAGACUUUCUACACCAGAAAUUCACACCGGUUGUUGUCUUUCUCUGCGAUUUGGCAUCGUCGUGAAAUGUAAACUGCUUUCCAGCUUUGUACUUUAUUACCUCUAAAGCUAUGGCAGUAAUAAAAUGUGGAAACCAACGCUCUUGAUAUUAAGAAGGGCUGGGUAAGUCACUUGUUCUGUUUUUUAGCCUUUCUAAAAUCAUUGUUUGCAGAUCAAUAGCCGGUUUUGUUUAUGGCUCGUGGUCCGUAUGCCUUUUUCUAUGGGUUUACCGGUAUAAUAAACCAUAGGUUUUUGACCAAUCAGAUCACGCGUACUAUCUCAGUUAUUUUAUAAAUAAACCAUAAACCAACACAAGCGCAAAAACCAAGAAAGGCACACUCCAAAUGUAAUAUUCCUCGUUCAAUAAACCCUAAACUAACACAAAAGAAAAGUCACUCAUUCCUCGUUCUAUAAACGAUAAUUAUACCAACACAAGCGCAAAACCACACAUUCCUCUAUAAACCAUAAACCAACACAAGCGCAAAAACCAAGAAAGGCACGCUCCAAAUGUAAUUUUCCAUCUUCUGUAAAUCAAAACAACCCAAAAAUCACGGUAUGCACGCUCUAGGUUUCAUGCUUGUGUCUAAAUGUGAUGUUCUUGUAAGUCAAAAACCAAAAGAAGCGCGCUUCAAAUGGAAGAACAAUCGUCCAUAAGUUUAAUAUAUAGAUUUAGCCAGGGCUAAAAGCGAGGCUCCCAUUAAUAAAUUUAUAAUUUAAAUCAAACAAUAAACUUGUAUUCGACAAUUCAGUUAACUUUAGAGCACAUUCGUGUGACUUUUCAGGGAAAGGCCAAGUGAUUUUACAAAAAAUAAUUUGCAAACAGCCCAAGAGUGAACCAAAUCUCACACCGAGUUGAUAGCCUCAUAAGUACACCCAAAAACUGGCAAUCAUCUUCGAUCACAUUUAUUAAGAGCCAUAAUGGCUCUCGAUCACCGUAGAUUAAUUAGGCCUGGAAAAAAAUUCCGGCCGAAUUUCUUGCUCUCGACAAGUUUAUUUUACAAAAUCUUGCCAACAAAUCUGGGUGCGUGUAAACCAACCUUUUAUAUCAUUUAUACAUCACAUCUGAGGUGAAACAGUACUAAGAGGCACUGUUUUUAUCAUACAGACCUCGGACAACAGAAUGCAGUAUUUCACAAUAUUUUGCAAUACAAAUUGCUAUUCAGGACGAUCGAAGCACGCGUCGGCUUUAGCCGUACGUAAACCGUUGAAAAAAUAUUCAAAAUCAUCUAUACGGCCAGCCGGUUCUGUCUUUUGCUGUGCUAGCAGUGGCGAGUGUUUGAAUGAACAUUAACAGAGUUACGCUCCAACAUAAUAAAGAAUUUAUUAUGUUUAUUUUUUAAUUAACGCGCGGCAUUUUGAGUACUCCGGGAAGCGUUGUUUACUGAAUGACUGAAAACAAUCGGCACAACGAUUAAAAUUACAAGAGAGAGUACUAACAAUCAAUAAAAGAAUUAUGAUUCGGUGCAACAUAUACAGAGAUGAUAAUUUUCAUUCAGGAAGACAAGUAUUAAAGUGUCUCCAAAAAUCCUGAGUCUUCGAGCUUAAAGCUGAAGUUUAUGGCUCGUGAUUUACAAGCUUUUCUCGUGUUCUCCCAACAUCCCGCGUGGGUUAUCACGCCGGUAAACCCAUAGAAAGUGUGGUCUAUUGCUCAAUAAAACUGCUCCUCGUUCUAAUAUCACAAACGAAGGCACGCGCGCUUCAAAUGUAACAAUGGCCUCGUUUUAUAUAAGCUGUCAAAUUUUUCGCACUAAGCUUGCGGUACUUUGUAUAACCAUGAUAAACAUGCUCUAAAUCAAUUUAAGUUUCCUCUUUCUAUACGCCAAAAACAAAAGCAAGCGCACUUUAAACGUAACUUUUCUACGGCAAAAUUGUAAGAACAAUCGUCUGCAGUUUAUGAAAUAGGAAUGUUGAUGCGAACCGUAUAUAACCACUCUUGCCAUGAAAAUAUUUUAAUUCCCACUAAUGAGAUGCGAUUUACGGACCGUUAAACACUCUUUACAGACCGUAUACCCCUUUUGUCGAUCCGUUCGAUCCGUACGGAUCGACAAACCGUAUAUAACCACUCUUGCCAUGAAAAUAUCCUAAGUCCCACUAAUGAGAUGCGAUUUACGGACCGUAAAACACUCUUUACAGACCGUAUACCCCUUUUGUCGAUCCGUUCGAUCCGUACGGAUCGACAAACCGUCACUCUUGCCAUGAAAAUAUUUUAAGUCCCACUAAUGAGAUGCGAUUUACGGACCGUAAAACACUCUGUACAGACCGUACACCCCUUUCGUCGAUCCGUUCGAUCCGUACGGAUCGACAAACCGUAUAUGACCACUCUUGCCAUGAAAGAUUCUAAGUCCCACUAAUGAGAUGGGACUUACGAACCGUAAAACACACUUUACCGAACGUAUACCCCUGUUGUCGAUCCGUUCGAUCCGUACGGAUCGACAAACCGUAUACACCCAGUCUUGCCAUGAAAAUAUUUCAAGUCCCACUUAUGAGAUGCGACUUACGAACCGUAAAACACACUUUACAGACCGUAAACCCCUGUUGUCGAUCCGUUCGAUCCGUUCGGAUCGACACAUAGCUUAUACGGACCGUUACGGUGUGGGUGUAUUGGACAACCCUCAUCACAAUUAUCAUUAACACUGUCAUUGCCAUUGACAUCGUCAUGAUUAUGAACGUAUUCGUAAUCAUAAUCAUUAGCUCCAUCAUUAGCAUUAUCAUUAUCAUUGCUAUUAUCAUUAACACUGUCAUUGCCAUUGACAUUGUCAUAAUUAUGAUCGUAUUCGUAAUCAUAAUCAUUAUCUCCAUCAUUAGCAUUAUGAUUAUCAUUGUCAUUAUCAUUAACACUGUCAUUACAAUUGACAUUGUCAUAAUUAUCAUCGUGUUCCUAAUCAUAAUCAUUAUCUCCAUCAUUGGCAUUAUCAUUAUCAUUAACAAUGGUGUUGCCAUUGAUAUUGUAAUAAUCAUCAUCGUAUUCGAAAUCAUAAUCAUUAUCUCCAUCAUUAGCAUUAUCAUUAUCAUUGUCAUUAUCAUUAACAAUGGCAUUGCCAUUGACAUUGUCAUAAUUAUCAUCGUAUUCGUAAUCAUAAUCAUUAUCUCCAUCAUUGGCAUUAUCAUUAUCAUUGUCAUUAUCAUUAACAAUGGCAUUGUUAACUUUUGUUAUCGCUAUUGUCAUCAUCAUCAUCAUCGACAACAUAAUCACCAUUGUCAUCGUCAUUCCCAUUUAUAUUGUCAUUGUCAUUGUCACUACCAUAAUCAUUAUCAUUGUCAAUGUGGUUGUCAUUAACAUCAUCCUACAUGCAAGAUGACACCAUGUUCCUCACAAUUUUGCUGGAUUUGAAGUCCAGGUUCAGAAAAACACAAAUAAGACGUCACUCUCUAUCUUCGAAAAGUUAACAAUAAAAUUAUUCAGACAUGUUACACUAAGACAGUACGAUUUCAAACUAUGCAUGUCAUAUAAAAUAUACCGGUAGAAUGAAGAAUUCCCCACUUUCUAAUUUCGCGCGCUAUCGUUUUAACGGUAUCACGAGGUGCAGACCAAUUGUUUGGACUAAUUUGAAAAGUCCCUAUACUUAAAGGAUCAUUCGCGCGGAUUCUAUUUGUUUUGGGCGUUUGCGCUAUACUAAAAGCUCAGUGAUUCUUAUAAUUUUUGUUGUUUCCUGUUUAAAAGGUUGGAUCGGAUGGAGGCAGUGGUACUCUGCAAUGUUUGUGCAAUCACCUGUCGAUAUUUGGAGGAAAUAUCUUUGUAGCUCCUAACCCUAUCGACUUUAAAACAGUUCGGAAUCGAUUCAUAGAUCCAGAACCCGACGACUUUGUCGUUCUUGUAACUGCGUGCAUUAUAUUUGGCAUUUACUUUAACGGUCUAAUACUUACACGUCGAGCCGACAAUAACGACAAAAGGAAGGUCAGUAUAGCUUGAAGUAUUUCGAAGAACCAGUUCAUUUAAAGCUAUUUUCAUAGUAUAGAGAUUGCUAGAGUGAAACCGCUACACGGUUAAAUAAGGGAGAGUCUGUCGAGUUAAGGUCAUGAGCUGAGCUCAUAUCCCCUUAGCACUUUAAACCGGAGUUUUCAAAAAGCCUGUAAGAUCAUAUUGGCGGAGAAUCAAUAUCUUGUCCCAGUUCAGGUGAUUGCGUCCCAAUAUUUGGACGUUGAUGUUAGGCCGUCAGGCUUUAACGCUCAUCAAAUUUCACUUUUGUUAUUCGUUUGACUGUACUGUGACGCAUGCUACUGGAUUGCUUUGCCACCCACCCACCGUGGGUUGUUAUUAUUGCUCUCAUCGUUUUGACGACUGUCAGUUUUUCUGAACAUGAACAAUGACUUCUGUCCUUCAGACCUCUCUAAAGUUAUGGGCUUCACACGGUUCUUGUUAUUAGAACUGAUCAAUCUUAUAGAACACAGGGAGAACAAGAAAAGAUGAGGAAGUUAAUACUAAGGAAAGGCUAAAGCUGCAUCAGUGGACGAAAACUUAUGAAGUCACAAAUCAAAUUGUUUCCUAGAGAACAGCAGUGAAAAAAGUUUAAGGUUUCCCUUUAUUAGAUAAGAGAGGUAUCCGUAUCAACUUUCUUAUUCGUGACAUAACCAAUGUAUCCUCCAAAGAAUGCUGGCCAUUAUUUUGUUGAGAGAAAAAAAGGAGCGUAUCUUCGAGAGUGUGCUCUUUAAAUGUUUAAUCUUAUAAAAGUUGUUCUUAUAUCAGCUUAACAGUUGCUCUUAUUUAUCAGCUUAACUUUUUAUAAUCUUUGUUUUAGGUCGUUGCAAACGUGUUCAUAACUACAUCCUUAAAUAUGGAUGGGCACAAUACCAAAGGAAAAAGAGAGAGAGAGGAUAACCCAUUUCAGUUACAUUCAACCGCUGAUUCUUCUGACAAAAACGUUUACCACGUAAGCAUCGAAACGGGAAUGUGGAUGAACAGUGGGACAUCUGCAAAUGUUGUACUUAUAAUAAAUGGUGAAGAGGGAAGCAGUGGAGAAAUUUCGUUGACAGAUCCUUUGGCCAGGAGAAAAUUAUUUUCCCGUGGAAGUGUCAAUAAUUUCAUUCUUGCAUUGCCGAAUUCAUUGGGAAACCUUACAGAUAUCCUUAUAUGGCAUGACAACAAGGGAUCCAAUCCGGCAUGGUUUCUUCAAGAAAUUGUCGUAACCAACCAGCAAACAGAGGAAGAGUGGUACUUUUUUGCCAACCGGUGGCUUUCUCUAGACAAAAGAGGUGGCUCUGUUGAACUCUAUCUUGAACCCAGGAAAAAGGACAGACUUGCGCUAUUUAAACCUCUCUGUUACGGAAGAACGGCACGAAACUUAAGCGAAGGACACAUUUGGAUUUCAAUGUUCACACGACCCCCUCAAAACCCGUUCACGCGAUGCCAGCGUUUAUCUUGCUGUCUUUCUCUUCUUUUAACAGCCAUGGCUACCAACGCUAUGUUCUAUAAAAGAGGCGAUUCUAAGACUGAUGACACCUUUAAAUUUGGGCCUCUGGUUAUGAGCUGGACACAAGUCAUAAUUGGAAUUGAAAGCAGUCUGAUAGCUUUGCCACUUAACUUACUCGUGGCCUUAAUGUUCAAGAACAUAAGAUCAAGCGGUGAAUUCUAUGAUACAGUAGAAGGAAGUAAGAAAACAAAGACUCGGGGUUUCCUGCCACCGUUUUUUAUUUACAUCGCCUGGUUGUUUUGUCUUGCCAUUGCUGUGACUGGAGCCACCAUCACAGUGUUCUAUAGCCUCGAUUGGGGGGCAGAUAAGUCCAACCAAUGGUUGACAUCUAUACUGGUGUCCAUUUUUCAGGAUAUCCUUAUCAAUCAACCCGUUAAACUGUUAGCCUUCGCGAUAGUGCUAUCACUUUUGAUCAAAAAGCCACCAGAGCAAACUGUCAUUGGGCCAUCUUUUUUCCAGAGCCCAAAGGUAAACCAAAUCAAGGCUACGUCCACCGAAAACAACAAAACUGAAAAGGAAGUCUGCAGUAAAAGCUGGGACAUGGCUCAGGCUUUUAAAGAAUUUGCGUCGUUUCUGGUCUUAAGUAUCAUCCUCAUGUUUGUUGUUUAUGCAGCUCAAGACCCAUCCCGAUACCAAUUCACCAAUUCAACAAUCAGCCUCCUAGGUGGCUUUGAGAAGGUGAAUUAAGUCGAGUUACCACUGUGUUGAAAAUAUAUAUAUACAGCUAUUUCGAGAAAGGUUGUCGGAAAAAAGUGCACGCGACAAUCCUGAAAGGCAUUAUGGGUGGUUUUAAGUUCACUGUUCUUCAAAGAAAUUUGAAAUAAUUGCCACGAAAGGCCAUGAAAAUGCGUUUGCGAGUGCUAAAGGAAAGCAACAAAAGUAGGUUCGACAGCUAAAGCCGUUAGAAACAGUGUAUCAAUCAUAUCCCAUAUUACCUUUCGGGAUUGUCGCGUGCACAUUUUUCAGACAACCUUUCUCGAAAUAGCUCUAUAUAUAUUUUUAAUAUAGAUGGGAAUUUAGGAAUAACCAGUUAAUAAGGGGCUGGAAAAAUCGUUCCUUAGGACAGUGCUAUGUUUUAUUACAUCGAGAUCCCCAGGGCGAACAUUAGAUCGAUAUUUUUAGCUAAAUAUGCAUUCCCGCGGCAAAUAAUCUUACUAUAUGGUUUGUUAUGUCAAGUGCUCAAUGCUGAAAACAUUUUACAUUCCUGUAACCAACGUAUGUCCCUCUGACGAGUCGAUGACAUAAAUAGACCAUUUUUAAAGGCUCACGCCGGGUCAACCUCCGGAGGGAUAAUCAAAAGUGGCUGUUUUGGUUAAUUUACAAUACCAGGAGCCCAUGACCUCCUGACAAUACUUUUAUCAGCCUGAAAAUAUGAAAUACUGAGCAAAUCAAAUUGGCUUAAAUUUCGACAUCAAAAUGUCAAAUUGUGACGUCACAUUUUCUGUCGUCAUUCAUACGUAAAGUCUCCCAGUUCUAAUAAAGAACUGUUCAUGGAAAAGUGAAAACUUGAAUUUUUUUUGCAGUAAAUCAAAUGUAAACUGAGAUAUGAUAUUUUGAAUUUUGAUAAAUUCGUUCCACGAAAGCGGGGUUGUAAAAUAAGUCUAAAGCCCCAUUCACACUAAGCCUUAACCCUUAACCCUAAGAUCAAAAUCAAAAUUCUCAUUUGUCGCUCCUACUCAUUUAUUUUAGCAGUAGUGGGAUGAAGUUGAUAAAAUAUCAGGCAAAUUCAUCUUGUGUGAUCAUGUCGUUAAUUCUUAUGACCACUCUGUUUUACAAAGCAUUGCCAUUACAAGGAGAAAUUUCAUGCUGAUCACCCUAUGGGUUUAAAGGGUUAAACAUGUUCAAAAGCUGCUAAGUUAAACAGUGUAAAAAAUGUUUUCUUUAAAGAAGCAGAUUGCCGUAAAUGAUUGAUUAAGCGCCGCGGUGCUUAUUUCAUUUCCUUGUCAUAGGUGCAGAGAGAGCGAGCGCUUAUUACAACUUACAGAGGGAAAUAUAGAGAGUUAAGGUGGCUUGUUACAGUUUUCAGGGUCAAUACCUCCGAAGUUUGAGCAUAAACUACGUCGCCGUAAACAAAGUUUUGGAAAACUUGCCACCACAGCUGUAUUAGAUAUAGACGAAAAUUUGUUGUGAUCAGAGUUGCAAAGGCAUCGGAGUUGCCAUAGCAACGAAAUGACGCUAAUACCUAUUUUACUUGUAGCAGUAUAUCUCGGCACUGGGAACGGUUCUUCGAAAAUCAUUCACGGGAGCUUUUUCCUCCAAUAGCAGCCUCGAUGUUCGUGAAGUUUAAGCGAAAUCUGUAAGAGCCUUACCGAGAUAUUUUGGGAUAAAGUUUUUAUUGCUAGAAACACGUUUGGCCGUUAUCUGUAGAAAAUGAAGCGCUUUUGACAUACAUUUUCACCUCGUAGUAGUUUCAAUCUGUUGAAAAGCGUGUGUGAAAGAUCAUGGGAGAUAGCUUCAGCCGAUUGCUUGGAAGAAGGGUUUGAUUAGUAUGUAUCGAAUCGCUCUUGUUAGCGGUUUUGUAAACAUUUUGGUCUUCUUUAACAAAUUAGCGAAUAAUUUUUAAACUGCUCGAUAGAUUUUUUAAAAAUUUAAGAUUCUUGAGAUUAACCUUCCUUUUCUAUGACCUUUUAGUUUCAAGAUUAUUGAUAUAUUGUAUGGCAGUAAAAUAAGGGCUACAAUUCGUUAUUUUUUAUCGGAAGUUUCGUCAUUACAAGUGAAAGCUUCUAAUUAUUCAAAAGGCAUUGUCUCCAAGUUUCAUUUUCACUUGAACAGCAGUAACUAACAAUGCAUUUGAAAUGUGCAAAAAUGCUAGCUAUUUUUGUGCACGGAAAUAUGAAACUUGGACACAAUACACUGAAUAAUAAGAGGCUCACACUUGUAAACACAAAAUUUCUGCCAAAAUAUUAGCGAGAUAUACUGCUGCAAGUAAAAUAGGUAGUAGCGUCAUUUCGUUGCUAUGACAACUCCUAUGCCGUUGCAACCCUGAUCAUAACUAAUUUUCAUCUUCAUUUAAUACAACUUUGGUGGCAAUUUUUCCAAAACUUUGUUUAUGGCGACCUAGUUUAUACUCAAACUUGGGAGGUAUUGGCCCUGAAAAACUGUAUCGAGCCACCUUAAGUGAGGCGUGUACAAGCUAUGCACAAUUUAAUAGCGCACUUCUCGCGCGCGAAGCGCCCGUCAGCGGAGCAUCAUGGGUAAGUAAAUCUACCCAUCCCAGAAAACUUGGUAAUCACGUGACCGUACUCCGGACGCCCGAACGACCGUCCGUCCACACCUCAGGCAUACCAAUGUAAAAUAAGUCAAUCAACAAGUAUGGCAACCCAAAUGCAACUCGGGGUUAUUUUGGCGGGAGAAAUCGCAUAGCCACCCGCGUCACAACUACAGAGUUAAUAAAGACGAAAACGGAAAGCGGAAAUUUUUUAUGUAUCCGUGUUGUCUAAAGUAUUAAGCUUAGAUUAAUUGUCAUGCCUACGAAUUCGGAAAAUAGAGCAAGAGAAAGACAGUAAGGAAAAAAAAAGAGAAAGUAGGCAGCAGGCCAGCGAAGCUCAACGAGAAAAAAGGUGACAGAGAUCUAGAGCGAGAGAUAAAAAAACAAAGGAGACACUAGCUUUUUUUGUUGGAAGAACAACGUGAAAAUUUUGUAGCGGCAGUGACAACAUGAGAAAUGCUAGCGGUCACCAAUGCAUGGUGAAAGUGAGCGGCAGUGAAAAAUAAGUGAUCGAGAACACGUACGACAUUUCCUCUAAAAACCGUGUAACUAAGAAUUUUCUGGAAGUUUCACGUUGUAGUCGUGCAAAACAACCGCAAAGAAAUGUACAUAAAAAUUGUGUUGCACGUGGUUACUUUUUUGCUAAUUAGACCUAUUGUUGUUUUUUCACCGUUCUCGUUGCCUUUGCCGCUUAGCAUUACACGAUUUUUUAUUUUGUUUGAACAAACUUUAAAUAUUACCGAGAGCUUCGCUUUUAGCCUUGGCUAAAUCUAUAUAUUCAGGAGCCCAUAACCCAUAUGGGUUAUGGGCUCCUGAUAUAUCAUAAAAUAUGUACACCUCGAACUGUUUAUUGUUGGUUUUCACAUGCCGUCAAUAAAAUUCAAACUACAAAACUAUCGAUACUACUGAGAUUAUACUUUCAUGGUGUAUUAGAGUCGCUGAAAACUAAUGUUCAUUUUCGCUUUAAAAGGUUUCUUGGUUUUGUGUUAGAGUACGCUUUAAUUUCUAAGCUUUUGCGUGAAGCGGCAUUUACAUGACGGCCCAGAGAGCUGUAAUGUAGGUUAAAAAAGUGACUUAUUUCGGGGAAUUUUGUUAUUUAAACAGUUAAUGUAUAACAAAAGUUUUACUGUUACGCUUAUGAGUUCCUUGAGGGAUAUAUUCACUCGUUUGUAGCAAAACUCAGUGAGAGAUGUUCUGUUAGUUUCCGUCCGCUAUGUUGGUGCCCAUCCAGGUGGGCACCAGCAUGGCGUCUCCAAACGAAUUCCUAUAAAAUUGGGUAAAACAUUUUUUUCAGAAAUCUCUUUUACGAAAUAUUCCUCUGGCCCGAGUCUUGGCUAGGGUCUUUGUAUAUUUACAUUCUUUCAUCUCCCAGAUUCUGGACUUUCUCCAUCGAACGGUUUUGAUUUUUAUUUUGAUCUACUUUGAAUGGCGUGACACUGAAAACCAGCAAUAACCCGGUUUCAAGAGUUUCCAGCUUUAGAACUCAUGAAUUGGUCGAGGUCUUAUUUCUCAAAAGAGAUAGUUUUGAUAUCUCUUUAUUUCAAGCGCCGUAAGAAAGGUGGGGCUUUAUCUGUAAAUACCCAGAUUAGCGCUGCGGCGCUUUUUCGAGAGCGCCGCUUAUUAAAUUAUUUUCGGUAAAGGUGCGGCACUCAUUCGAGAGCGGCGUUUAUUCGAGUAGGGGCGCUUAAUCGAUCAUUUACGGUACUGUACUUUUAUCAAUUGCAAAUUUUGUGCCUGAGCAUAAGGUGUUUACAAAGUGUCUUUGAAUUGUGCGUAAACGCCCGGGCUGUGCCCUAGUAGUUUGUUAAAAUUAUACUGUUUUGUUGUUGUUGUUGUUGUUGUUUUGUGUCAUUUUGUUAAACUUAGUUUAAUUAGUUGGUGUGAAUGGGGCAUCAAUUAAGGUGUUUUGUUGUCUCUUUUGUCGAUGUCUAAAUAAAAAAGAUAAUUUUUAAAAAAGAAAUUUCUAACUGCGCAAAAAACAAGAAAACAGUUUUGUGACCUCAUGAACCGAGUGUUCAGCGACUACUUGUAAUUUUAAGUUACUCUUGACCGGUACUUGUUUAUCAGGUGGAAAGUAAGGACUCUCUGUGGAAUUGGACUGAAAAUGACUUGCUUCCCAGCCUGUACAACACUAACUGGUACAAUGGGCAGCCAUUUGAGUACAAAGAGGGAUUCAUAAGUGACAAGCAAACCUUCAUGUUGGGAAUGCCACGACUCAGACAACUAAGAGUAAAGAAAGGUGAGUUUGGUUUAUAUUUAAAUUUAAAACACACCAACCUCAUUGACGUUAUUUUUCAAAAUAUUUCUCUUUUAUUCUGAUUGGCUCAAAUCCCAUGGCUAAUUUGUCAGAACCAGCUAGUGUAAACCAACUUUGGGAAACUAUCCGGAAAAAUGAUGACAUCGUCAGAAAAAAAAAAAAAGGAACGGUAACCAAGAAUCGUGUAGACGAGGUUGCGUUGUUUGGUACGUUUCCCGGAGAAGAAACAGCCGAGAUUAUGCCUAAAGAUAUAUGAAGAUCAGCAAGAAUACACUCUAUAGAUGACAUCUGCUAUUUAGAGAAUAUCUGCAGCCGAGAUAAACAUUUCUUCAAUUCUGUCGUCCUCUUGCGUAAGCUUACAACGAGAACGCCCACAUCAGCAAUAUGUUUGGAUUAGCAAAACACCAAUUUUGCACAUCGCGUAGAAUGCCCGGUCACAUCCAGGAAUUUAACGGGCUAAAGCCACAUUCGAGCCACGAUUUGGUCUUUAAAAUAUGGCGGAAUAAUAAGACUAAAGCGACUUUGAGAGUUUUUUGUCUCUGAUUGUGAGUUACUCGUACCCAAAUCUCAACGGGUACCACCGGAAUAUUAAUAUCAAAAAACAUCAAAUUCAAGAUCUUACCUUCGAUUAAUGCCGGCUUAUCGGAUUUCACUGGGUUUUUCGCGCUAAAAAACAACCCAAAAAUAGCCAUUUUGUAUGGAUUUUUACUUGCGUAGACUUUCGCCGAAAGAUUACAACCAAAGUUUGCACAAAUCGCGAACGGUACCACCUGAUAUCGUGACAUCUCUCGUCUGCCUUCAAAACCACCACAGUCUUUUAAACCAAAGAAUGUGAUAAAAACUGUUUUUUUUGUUUGUUUGUUUUCCUUUGAAUUUGACCUAAGCCCGUGAGGGGUGGCCAGCGCGAAGAAAAUUUCCAGAAAACGUCUUUGAAAUCCAAAAAAGAUUCCCGCGUUUCGGCCGCAAUCUUUUUUUUUUUUUUUUUUUUUUUUUUUCAAACCUCUUUCCAGAUCUCCUUGACCGUUUUGUUGUUUUUACCUCAUGUAUGCUUCAUUUAGAAGUGUCACGGAUAAAAACAGCAAAAUACUAACCCCUACGCGGACGGGAAAUUUUUUGUUAACCUCAAUGAACCAGGAAUUCUACGCGACGGGCAUCACGCCUUUUUUGUGCAUUUCUUUACCGUCGCUGCACGACAACAAUGUGAAUCUGGCUAAUUUCACAUUUUCUGGGAACGUGAAAACAAAACAACGGGAUUUUGUUACCUUUUUUUAUGUCGCGAAAUUUAUCAAAAUGCAAGAAGACUGAAACGGAUAUUUGAAGUUUUUGAGAACUUGUUAGCCUAACAGCUUUUCAUGGGACAAAUUGGUUUGACAUGAGGCAGUGUUUCUUUGCAUCAAAUGAAAACUUGGAAAAAAUCCGAGCCCCAGAUGGGAGUCGAACCCACGACCCUCCGUGAUCUAAUCAGAUGCUCUAACCACUGAGCUACUGGAGACUUGAUGGUGAGCAAGGGUGCUAGAUUCUAUGACAAAAGGAUUUAAUUGGCCCUAUUAUCAAAAUGACCUGGACAGCCGUGACGGUCACAGCCUCUUUAAGUUCCUUAAUUUCUAGCCCACAAUCUCCGCUUUCAGUAAUUUAACCAAUUUAUCCUAUGCCUUCAUUAAGAUAUAGGAUGUCCUGUAGUUGUGAUGGAUAAAGCUGUUGGAGACCUUUAUGCAGGCUGUCGUCAGUCAUACUCAAGCGAUACCGAAGACCGAGGUUUAACUUAUGGGCCGAAGUGGACCCAGCUGGAAAAUAAUAGCCAUCUUGAAGCUAAAACUGACUUCUUCCCGAAGCCAUGGAAAUACCUAAGUUCUUCAGAGGUCAAAACCACUUCUCACUACGCUGUAGAAGGGAAGUACGGUGGCGGUGGCUUUAUAGCUGACCUAGGCUACAACAUUGUAACUGCUUCAGACGUAGUAAGAGAACUAAAGAAGUACAACUGGGUUGAUGAGCGAACUUCUGUUGUCUUUAUAGAGUUUACCCUGUUUAAUCCAUCGACGUCACUUUUCUCUAUCGUCCGAAACGCAUAUGAAGUUUUGCCAACUGGCCAGGCUGUUACUUCGAUGGACGUGAGGGCAAUUUCACUGUAUCCGGCGUCAAAUCCUCGUUUUCAGUCAUUUUAUGAGGCAUGCCAACUUAUUUUUCUUGUUGUUAUUCUUAUAUUCUUUGUUAUUGAAAUAGUUAAGAUUGUUCGAGAAAGAGGAUAUUUUCGUCAGGUAUGGAAUUGGGUGGAGUUGAUCCCUCUGUUGAUCUCCAUAGCAGCAAUAUGUGUGUCAUUCUUUAAAGAACAAUACACCGCUAGGUAUGUGAAGAGGAUACAGAAAAACCCAUACGAAACAUUCAGCUCUGAUGCUAUCACAAGUUUGCUGGACGUGGAAGCACUGCUGCUAUCACUGGCAAUUUUCCUAUUAACUCUAAAGCUGUUGAGGCUCACUCGGUUUAAUCCCCAUAUCGGCCAAAUGUACGGAGCCCUCAGGACAUCCGCUCGACCAGUUAUGUCGUUUUUGGUGCUGUUUUUCGUUGCUUGUGUUGCGUUUACACAAUUUUUGUAUCUGACAUUUGGAGCCAAUUUGGCCUCGUUUGCUUCGUUUACCAAAUGCUUGCAGGUACUGCUUUACGCGGUGAUUGGCCAAUCCGUCGGUAAUAAAAAGAUGCAUGAGACUUUUCCGGUCCUGGCGUACUUUUACGUGUUUUUAUUUUUUAUUGUUAUGGUCUUCUUUUUGAUCAACAUUUUUGUCGCCAUUUUGGUCUUGCCUUACGUAGAUGUCAGGAAAGAGAAAUGUGGUCCUCAGGUUGCAGAUGCAGAACUUGGACGGCUUAUGUACAAAACCGUCUUACGUAAGAUAAUCAGUUUCCCAGGCAAGCUCUUCCAUGUAGUGAAGCUGUUGCGAAAAAAUACUUCCAAAAUUGUUUCUCGAAAGAAAAAAUCUCCCGGUACCUUUAUUAGCCUUAUGCGCUCCAUGUGGAAGAAGGAAAGCCCAGAUGAAGUUGAGGAAGAGGAAAAUGCCCUAGUGCCUCCACUGGUGUCACCGGAACAUUCUGAUAUUGAAGACAGCGGUGAUGAAGUGGAAUGUGCAUCCCUUGAAGACAUAAAAAGUCAGCUAACUGAAAUAUCAUCUGAGCUGAAUUCCCUGAACUACGCGAUCAUGAACGACAAAGUGGAAAAGCCUUUGGCAACGCGAAGUUAUUCAGCUCAGGCAGGGCAUCUCUAA